This is a messenger RNA of Rhizophagus irregularis DAOM 181602=DAOM 197198, 732 nucleotides long. RefSeq lists its product as uncharacterized. Lineage: Eukaryota; Fungi; Glomeromycota; Glomeromycetes; Glomerales; Glomeraceae. The record is from RefSeq and is a predicted model, not a curated record.
AUGAAUAGUUCAGAUCAAAAUUCAAAUUGUACUUUCGCUCAUGAUUACCCAAAUAGCAAUAUAAUUACUACUACUUAUCAUGAAAAUAACAGAAAAACUCAUUUAAGAAAGCAUAUUAUUCAUUCAUUAGGUGUUUAUCCUUCUAAUAUAAAAAAAAUGAAAAAAUCAUCAAAAAAUUGUCCUGAAUAUGAAAUACCAGAUAAUUAUAAAGUUGAAACAACUUUAGAAGGAUAUAAAAUUGUUUGUGAGACAAAUUAUUUACUUGAUGGAACAGUAAAGUUUACACUUAAUUGGAAAGAUUCACAGGGUAUUAACCGGUAUAUAUCAAAUAACAAUUUUGCUUCAGGCAUCGCCAAAGAUUUUUUAAAGCUAUUAAAUAAAAAAACUCGUGUUUCUGGAAUUAUGCUUUUUGGUUUUAAUAUUCCUUGUUUAAUUGAAGCACGAAAAAAUAAUCCAAUAUAUAUCAAUUCCAAAGAUAUGGAAAAGGAAUCUCAAAUUAUUUUAAAGAAACAAAAUUUUGACAACACAAAAAUUCGAUAUAUUGAACUAAAAGUUGGUGGUGAUGAAGUAAUUGGAAUUGAUUUAUCAAAGGUUAAUUCAGAUUUUGCUAGAGUUCAUCAAGAUGCAAUUGUUCGUGCUUGUGAUGAAGCAUUAAUACCAAGAGAUGGGUAUAGACAUUUAGCAGCUAUUAAUCCAAGUCUUGAAAGAGAAUAUCAAAUUAGCGAUAGAUGA